AUGGCACCAUCCGCGGAGCACACGCCCAUGCUGGACGGUCAAACAUACGUCAACGGCGACGACGAACGAUCGUGCCAAUCUGGACACUCAGAUGUAAACGGUCUUCAUAGGUUUGGGACACUGCACAAAGAUGUGCAGCUGUACCGUGCAAACACAGGCCUCCUGCGAAAACGUCUCGCUCCGCUGUACUCAGAGUCAGUCACGGCCAAGAUUUGGAACAUCGCAGCGAGAUCCCUUGAUCAAGUGUCUCCUCCUACUUCUCAUCCAGAAUACACAGCACCCGGCAGCAGCGAAUAUACGUAUAGUAGCCACGAGUUCUGGACAUCAGGAUUCUUCCCUGGAAGCCUUGCCGUCCUGUACCAGCGAAGAUGUCUCUACAGCCAACAUGAAGUAUUGGCAAACCAGCAUAGCCCACAUGUGCUCAAACUGCAACAUGCCUGCCGGUGGUGGUCUGACGCACUCCACUCUCAGGCCGCCCGAAGGGACACCCACGACCUUGGCUUCAUGAUUCAGCCGUGGGCGCAGGUGCUGUGGGAGCUCGAUGGGGAUAGGAAGGCACUUGCAAGUCUCGUCGCCGCCGCAUACUCGCUUGCAUCGAGGUUCGACGAUAAGGUCAAGGCUAUCAGAAGUUGGGACACAUGCUUCACCAAACGCUACCGUUUCGCCGACCCCUAUCAGGACUUUCUGGUCAUUGUUGACUCCAUGAUGAGUAAGCCUAAAGUAUCCCGUCGUCUCGUCCUUGCGGCGACUAAUCGCGGUAGAACAGAUCUGAACCUCCUAUACUACGUCGCCCGCGAACUCCACGACGAGAACCUUUUCAAGGUGGCAACCUGUCACGCCACCACGCUAAUGCAAUCCCACGUCCGACAAGACAACAGCACCUACCACGUCGUCAACUUCGACCCCUCCCACGGCUCCAUUAAACAACACCUGACCAACCAAGGCUACUCCGAAGACUCCUGCUGGGCGCGCGGUCAAGCCUGGGCUCUCGCGGGCUACGCACAGACCUACGGCUGGACGCGGGACACACAGUUUCUCGACCUUAGCUGUCGCCUCGCGGACCACUUCCUCUCCCAGCUGCCCGAAGACUCUGUUCCGUACUGGGAUUUCCACGCUCCUCGUCCCGGGCCAAGGGAUACCUCCGCGGCGAUGAUCGCGGUCUACGGGAUGCUACUGCUGCAUCAGCAUCUACAGGGCAGCACAGACAGGUUCCUGCAUGCUGCGCUUGAAGUUCUGCAGGGUGUUUUGACGACUUCGAUGGCGCCGGAAGCGGAGUUUCAGGGCUUGGGAAGCGAUGGGCUGGCGACGGCCAAUCGUGGCGAAGAGACGGUCUUGUUGCAUGCUACGAUCAACAAUUACGAGUUCGCUCCGCGUCGAUGGGCGGAUCAUGGGCUGGUGUAUGCGGACUACUAUUUCCUGUUGGUUGGGAAUGAGUUGCUGCGUAUGGGGUUGGUGUAG
Messenger RNA from Saxophila tyrrhenica, 1458 nucleotides. RefSeq lists its product as uncharacterized. NCBI's taxonomy places the organism in Eukaryota, Fungi, Ascomycota, Dothideomycetes, Mycosphaerellales, Extremaceae. Bases 1 to 1458 code for a protein of 485 amino acids. The record is from RefSeq and is a predicted model, not a curated record. Gene Ontology annotation, molecular function: chondroitin hydrolase activity. The transcript has 3 exons. Gene Ontology annotation, biological process: polysaccharide catabolic process.